This is a messenger RNA of Labrus mixtus (cuckoo wrasse), 1014 nucleotides long. Its product is annotated as trace amine-associated receptor 1-like. NCBI's taxonomy places the organism in Eukaryota, Metazoa, Chordata, Actinopteri, Labriformes, Labridae. The coding region runs from base 1 to 1014 and encodes 337 amino acids. The record is from RefSeq and is a predicted model, not a curated record. Gene Ontology annotation, cellular component: membrane. The transcript has 4 exons. Gene Ontology annotation, molecular function: trace-amine receptor activity. Gene Ontology annotation, biological process: adenylate cyclase-activating adrenergic receptor signaling pathway.
AUGAACAUCUGUGUGCGCUGCGGGCCGACCGUCCUCACUGACAGGCGGCUCCGCUGCAGGCGCAGCAGCCCCGCGGUCACCUGCUCUAUGGAGCAAGAGCUCUGCUUUGAGUCCAGAAACACUUCAUGUCUGAGGACAAUCUAUCCCAUACCCCUACGUGUUACCCUCUAUAUGAUUUUAGGGGUCACAGUCAUUCUAACAGUGUGUGGAAACCUUUUGGUCACUUUCUCAGUGGCUUAUUUCAAGCAGCUCCAUACUCCAACAAAUUACCUGAUUUUCUCUCUCGCUGUGUCUGACCUGCUUUUAGCGAUAAUAGUCAUGUUCCCUGGUAUGAUUCAAACUGUUGAGUCUUGUUGGUAUUUUGGGGACUUCUUCUUUGACCGAUACUACGCUGUUUGCCAACCUCUGCUUUACAGAAGUAAAAUAUCUGUUAAUGUUGUGUUAAUCAUGAUUCUGAUCUGUUGGAGUAUUUCUCCCAUCAUAGGCUUUGGAAUGGUUUUUCUGAAGUUAAAUAUUUUGGGUGUUGAAGAGUUUUAUUAUAAACAUGUUGUUUGUGAAGGAGGAUGUGUUUUGUUUCAGAGUGGAGUGUCUAGUACUGUCUCAUCUGUGAUUUCCUUUUACUUGCCUGGGAUAAUAAUGCUUGGUGUUUAUGUGAAGAUUUUCCUUGUGGCACAGACACAGUUUCACAGCAUACAAAUUGCAGGAUGUGUGAAUUCAGUAAAAAUGUCAAACACAAGCCAGACAAAGGCCACUAAAACCCUAGCUAUUGUAAUGGGGGCUUUUCUGUGCUUUUGGACUCCAUUUUUCGUCUGUAACAUCAUCGAUCCUUUUAUUAGUUACUCAACACCCCCUGAGUUGUUUGAAACACUUGUAUGGUUUGGCUACUUGAAUUCUACUGUGAACCCAAUGAUUUAUGCAUUCUUUUAUAGUUGGUUCAGAAAGGCGUUUAAAUUAUUAACCUCAGGUGACAUCUUUAAAUCUGACAUUUCUGAGACAACACUUUUCACUGAAUAA